Messenger RNA from Myripristis murdjan (pinecone soldierfish), 5165 nucleotides. RefSeq names its product protocadherin 10b (gene pcdh10b). The transcript is spliced from 5 exons. Gene Ontology annotation, molecular function: calcium ion binding. Bases 516 to 3617 code for a protein of 1033 amino acids. Gene Ontology annotation, biological process: homophilic cell-cell adhesion. The record is from RefSeq and is a predicted model, not a curated record. Gene Ontology annotation, cellular component: plasma membrane. NCBI's taxonomy places the organism in Eukaryota, Metazoa, Chordata, Actinopteri, Holocentriformes, Holocentridae.
AGGGUGCCAAAAGGAGAGAGGGAGCAAGAGAGAGCGAAAGGGAAGAAGACGCAAAAUAAUUUUGUACUUAGGGAUAAUCAGAGAGGAAACCCCCCAUCUAAUACAUGUCUUGUGUGGAUUAUGAUUUUUUAUUUUUAUUUUUACUGCACACUAAGAGCCCUUUUUAGACUGGUUUCAUCACUUCAGCAGCACUGCGCUUCAUUGGAAUGUGCGCUGUAUCCUCGCCGGGACGCAUCAGAAACGCAAGUGGUGCUUGUUGAGCUGAAUAAAAAUAGCUUUUGCAGUAAUCAAAGGCCAUUCUAAAAUAUCAAAAAUGCCUCUCUUUUGACGGGACUACACAAAAAACGUCGGAUAGGUUUCUCCGAACGCCUUAUAACAUUUUUGGAGACUUUUACGCAUUUUGGAGACUUUUUUCCUCCUGAUUAAAAUGGGUGAUGGGAAUUGACGCUUCAUUGAAUCAAAGAGGAUAAUAACGUAUAGAACCAUUUUCCCCAAGUGCACUUGUUUUUCCGGCGAUGAUUGUGCUUUUGAUUGUCCUGUGCAUCACGGAUGGAGUGCUCUCUCAGAUACGCUACUCUGUGCCGGAGGAGGCAGACCACGGCACCCUGGUGGGGAAUAUCGCCGAGGACUUGGGACUGGAUCUCACCAAGCUCGCCUCCCGCCGCUUCCAGGUCGUGCCCAGCUCGCGGACACCGUACCUGGAGGUGAACUUGGAGAACGGCGUCCUGUUCGUCAACGAGAAGAUCGACAGGGAGCAGAUCUGUAAGCAGAGUGCCAGCUGCCAGCUGAACAUGGAGGUGUUCCUGGAGAACCCGCUGGAGCUGUUCCGGGUGGAGAUAGAGGUGGUGGACAUAAACGACAACCCGCCCAGCUUCCCAGAGACGGACAUCACGGUGGAGAUCUCGGAGAGCGCCACUCCGGGCACGCGUUUCCCUCUGGAAAGCGCAUUCGACCCGGACGUUGGCUCCAACGCUUUACGCACGUACGAUAUCACCACAAACAACUACUUCUAUCUGGAUGUGCAGACACAGACGGACGGCAACAAGUUCGCGGAACUCGUGCUGGAGAAGCCGCUGGACAGGGAGCAGCAGGCGGCGCACAGGUAUGUACUGACCGCGGUGGACGGGGGUCAGCCUCCCCGGACCGGCACCGCGCUCCUGGUGGUCAAAGUUCUGGACUCCAACGAUAAUGUUCCCGUGUUUGACCAGCCCGUAUAUACUGUGAGCCUUCCGGAGAACGCACCGGUCGGCACACUCGUUAUUCAGUUAAACGCCACCGACUUAGACGAGGGUCUUAACGGGGAGAUCGUUUAUUCCUUUAGUAACCACAUCUCCAACCGCGUCAAGGACCUGUUCAGCAUAGACGCGCGUACCGGGCGCAUCGAAGUGCGCGGCGAGGUGGAUUUCGAGGAGAGCAGCCUGUACCAGAUCUUCGUCCAGGCUAAAGAUCUGGGGCCAAACGCCGUGCCCGCGCACUGCAAAGUCCUGGUCAAAGUGACCGACGUGAACGACAACGCACCGGAGAUCACCUUCAGCACCGUGACCGAGUCGGUGAGCGAGAAGGCGGCCCCUGGCACCGUCAUUGCGCUGCUGAGCGUUACGGACCGGGACGCGGAGGAGAACGGGCAGAUCCACGUGGAAAUCCUGGGCGACGUCCCGUUCAAAUUAAAAUCGUCUUUUAGGAAUUAUUUCACCAUUGUAACUGACGGGCCGCUGAAUAGGGAGCAGGCGGACUCCUAUUCCGUGACCGUAGCGGCUCGGGAUAAAGGUGCGCCCUCCCUCGCCACCACCAAGUCCAUUAAAGUGCAAGUGUCUGAUGAGAACGACAACGCACCGACGUUUACGCAGCCUAUAUAUGAUGUGUAUGUGACUGAGAAUAAUGUGCCAGGGGCUUACAUCCACGCUGUGACUGCUCUGGACCCAGACAUAGGGCAGAAUGCUCUCAUAAGCUAUUCCAUCCUAGAGUGUGAUAUCCAGGGCAUGUCAGUGAAAACCUAUGUGUCAAUCAAUGAGGAGACAGGCUAUCUCUAUGCCCUUAGGUCAUUUGAUUAUGAGCAGCUGAAGGAUUUCACCUUCAUGGUCCAGGCGAAAGAUGCAGGCAGUCCAGAGCUCUCCUCCAACGCCACAGUAAAAGUCAUCAUUGUGGACCAGAAUGAUAAUGUCCCCCUGGUGCUCGCCCCCCUGGGGAAGAACGGCACAGCCAGGGAGCCUCUGCCCCGCUCGGCUGAACCGGGCUACCUGGUCACCCGCAUCGUGGCCAUGGACGCCGACGAUGGUGAGAAUGCUCGGCUGUCCUACAGCAUCCAGAGGGGGAACGAGAAUGGCAUGUUCCGUAUGGACUGGAGGACCGGUGAGCUACGAACAGCCCGGCGGGUGUCAGCCAAGCGGGACCCCCACCAACUCUACGACCUGCUGAUUGAGGUGAGGGACCAUGGCCAGCCGCCCCUGUCUUCCAGCGCCAGCGUCCUGGUGGUGCUGGUGGACAGCGUGGCUGAGGGCCGCGGCGGCGGGGAGAGGGGAGGCGCCGCCAAGGCCAAAGACGGCACCCUGGAUCUCACCCUCAUCCUCAUCAUCGCCCUGGGCUCCGUCUCCUUCAUCUUCCUCCUGGCCAUGAUUGUGCUGGCGGUGCGCUGCCAGAAGGACAAAAAGCUCAACAUCUACACCUGCCUGACCAGCGAGUGCUGCCUGGGCUGCAGCUCCUGCUGCUCCCGGCAGGCCCGCGCCCGCAAGAAAAAGCUCAGCAAGUCGGAUAUCAUGCUGGUGCAGAGUGCUGUUAACGUCGCCGGGGCUGGUACGGCCCAGGUGCCCGUGGAGGAGUCGGGGAGUUUCGGCUCCCACCACCAAAACCAGAACUAUUGCUACCAGGUAUGUCUGACUCCAGAGUCUGCCAAAACCGACCUCAUGUUCCUAAAGCCGUGUAGUCCGUCUAGGAGCACAGACACCGAUCACAACCCGUGUGGGGCCAUAGUGACAGGGUACACAGACCAGCAGCCUGACAUCAUAUCAAACGGCAGCAUUUUAUCAAACGAGACCAAACACCAGCGAGCUGAACUCAGCUACCUAGUUGACAGACCGAGGCGUGUCAACAGUUCGGCGUUCCAGGAGGCAGACCUGGUCAGCUCCAAAGACAGCGGCCACGGAGACAGCGAGCAGGGAGACAGCGACCACGAUGCUACCAAUCGAGGCCAUUCUUCCGGCGCUGAUCUGUUCUCUAACUGUACGGAGGAGUGCAAAGCCCUGGGCCACUCCGACCGCUGCUGGAUGCCAACCUUCGUGCCCUCUGACGGGCGCCAGGGCCCGGACUACCGCAGCAACCUCCACGUGCCCGGCAUGGACUCAGUCCCGGACACUGAGGUAUUUGAAAGCCCCGAGCAAACGGCUGAUAAGUCAUUCUCCACCUUUGGCAAAGAGACGCCUCUCAGUCACCAACACCAACACCUCCACAACAACCAAAACCACCACCACCACCACCACCACCUCCUCCUCCAAAACAACCACCAUCACCUCAGCCACCACCCCGCCCAAGGCUCGCUAGAGAGGAAAGAGUUGGAGGCAUUUCUGCCUAGCGCCAGAGCACCUUAUAACCCGGCCUAUUUAACGAGGAAAAGGGUUUGCUAGCUCCUUUCGCGUGGACAUACCGGAGACCGCGUGACUUUGCACAAUCAGUCCCCGACGACAAAGGCUAAACAAACAAACAAACAAACAAACAAAAAACGACAACAAAAGAGCAUCAAGUUUUCAACUCCAUUUCCUUAGCAAGCCCACGCCUGACGUUGCCCUCCCCCCCCGCCACACCCAGCGAUAAACAGCAACAGCAACACAUACACACACUAAGACACACUAAAUGAGGAACUCUGUGGGUUAACGAUCCCCUUAGGAAUUGAAGCAUUCCCCUUUCUGGAUUUCCUUGGAGCACUGCCGGGCUUUGGAGACACCCUGCCCCACAGGGAUUGGGGAAUGGUCGGAAGUGCGGCGUUGCGACGCGAGGGGGGGGGGUGGAUGGAUGGUCGCAGGCAGGUAGACGGAUAGCCUUAUCGGGAGGACCCCGCCACUCUCAGCAGGACUGAGAAACGAGUUGAGAACCGACGGAGGAAGAGAAAGGAUGGCGGAGAGCGGAAGGACACUUACCUCUCCAUCCUUUUCCAAUCUGCGUGUGCCUGUUUACAGCACUAAUGUAUACAUCUUUAAGAAAAUCGAGGAACAGAAAAACACAAGGACGAAAAAUACAAAAAAAAAAAAACAACAACAACGACGAAAAAAAAAAACAAAAAAACAUGAAAAGACAAAUCGAAACAAGAGCCAACCGGAAAAACCGCCACUGAGCCCUUUAGGCGUUUGUACUCGCAGAGAGACGCCAAAUUGUACAGGAGAAUCUUUGUGCAUUUCAAAAUGCAAUACCACUGUUUUAGAAUUAACUAUUUUCUAUUCUGUUCGUGUGGUCAGGUGUCUCUAUUCCAAUCUACUUCAAAACUUUGUAAGAAAAGAUUGUGGGCAGGACUUUCUUUCUGUUUUUUUUUAUGUUACUUUUUUAUUCCAAGUUCUCUUUUUAUUUUUUUAUUUUUCAAUUUUUAUUUUUUUUGUCUUAAGUUGGGCUUUGUUUUUCACCACAUUGUGGGCUUGGACAGUGUUUGGCCUACACCUUUUGAUUCUGAGGUGUCAAGUAGUUUCUAUCAUGUGUGAGAAGUGUUUACUGUACUCUUUUAAAAAGCUUCAAAAAUGAAUAUAAAACUCUAUAUAUAAAUCUAUCUAUAUCUACUUGUUCUGAAGGCGUGCUAUCCGUUUUGGUGGGUUUCCUAUUCAGAGGUUUGACUUUCCUGAAGCUCUCGUCAAAGUGCCCCUGAAGAAGGCUUGUGGUUUCAUAGUGAGUGACAGAAAGAGAGGGAGAACAGCCUUAGCAGAUGUAAAACCAAGUUCUCAUUGUUUGGCAUUCUUUCAUUUUUUUCCACUUUUGGAUACUGAUAAAAACUCAUGUCUAUAAAUAAAGAGAAGGUAAUAAUUUAGAUUGAAAUCCAUGGUAAUUCUGUGUCAUUGUAACCAAAAAAUAAGGGUCCAUUUAUAGAAGAAACAAAAACAAACAAAAAAAAAAAAUAUGGCCAAAUACAAAAAGGUGUUGUACACAAUGCAGUUGGAUUCCAAUACACACACACACACACACACACACACACA